AUGGCAGCACAAACGGUUGACACCACUUGGAUGUGGCACCCGUUGUUCACGGAAGAGCGUUCAGACACAGCUGGUCUGUUUGUUCAUUUCCGGCGGACCUUGGUCAUCCACAAAGACAUCCCCGCGUCUUUACGCGUCUAUCUCACCGCAGACACCAGAUACAAAUUGUAUGUCAACCAGCAGCUCGUCCGGUUUGGCCCUGUCAAGGGAGACCGCUCGCUCUGGUUUACUGACGAGGUUGAUCUGGCGCCAUACCUUGUCCGUGGGAACAAUCACCUUCGCGUCCACGUCCUUCGGUUCUUCUAUGCGACAGCAUACGCCAGUAGUUUCCCGCGACUACCGUCAGGCGGCGUGAGGAUCGUUCCAGUUGAUCCCGAUGAUCUUUGGGCAAAAAGAGUGCAGAGCAGUCAACUGUGGGAGACCGCAAUCGAUCCCACGACUGUGCUUCGCAUCGAUGAACCCGAGGACCAUUUCUUGAACAUCUACGAAAAGUCCAUCCCUGUACCCUCGGACCAGUGGACAUGGGAACCAGCGAGGCUACUCGAGUUCCAGAGCAGUACCGGGCUGUCACCGCCGUGGAAACUCGUUGAUCGCAUGAUUCCAGAUAUGCAAAGAACCCCCGUCACGUUGAAGGCUUUGCAUAAUAUCGAGAGCUGUGUUGCACGCGAGGCGUGGAAGGCACAACUGAUUUCACCAGAGGCCUCCAAAUCCACGCUCCAUCUACCAGCGCACUCGACACAUUCAGUUGAUCUGGAAUGUCCGAGCCAUGUCACGGCAUUCCUUUCGCUGCACUUCGCACGGCCAUCCACGUCUGGCAGCCGCGUUACCCUGAACUAUGCGGAAAGCUACGAGGAUCAGCCUACCUUGGUCCCAUAUCUGCGCCGCAAAGCAGGCCGACUAGACACAACAAAGUCCAUACAUGGACCGCGGGAUAUUUUCGAACUGCAAGGGUCAGAAUGCGUGCAGCACCUUGGAUACGACAAGAAUGAAGAAACAGAUGAGAUCAUCGAACCAUUUCACUUCCGCACGUUUCGCAUCAUCCGGCUACAGAUCCAGGUGGGGUCGGCGGACCUAUUCUUCAAGGGACUCGAGAUUGAAGCUGUUAGUUAUCCUCUGGAUAUCCUGGCCAGUAUCAGUGUUAGUCCGCAAGGCCAGGAAGCGGAGGGGUUGUGGAACACGAGCGUCCGCACACUUGUCAACUGCAUGCACGACUGCUAUGAAGACUGCCCAUUCUACGAGCAGCUGCAAUACGCCAUGGACACGCGAAGCUCAAUCCUCUUCACCUACUACGUCUCCGGCGACGACCGACUGGCUCGGCAGGCCAUAGUGCAGCUAGGAAAUUCGUUCCAACCAUGCCUUGGUCUGACCAGCAGCCGUGCACCCACCCACCAGCCCCAGGUUAUCCCGCACUUUUCACUCUUCUGGAUCGGCAUGCUCUACGACCACAUGCAGUUCUUCGCCGACAGGGCAUUUCUCCGGCGCUGUGUUCCAAUCGCAGAUGCAAUCCUGGCCUAUUUUGCCGACAAGAUUGAUCCCGAUCUGGGCCUUGUCGUCACAAGGGAUGAACCAGGCGUCUGGCAUUUCCACGACUGGGCGGAUGAGUGGCGGCCAUAUGGAAUACCACCCGCCGUUACGCGGACUGGCGUUUCUACGUAUACCAACUGUCUGUAUGCGUAUACUCUGCAGCUGGCAUCGCACUUGCAGCGAUACUGUCUGGGACGGGAUGCGGUGGCAGACGAGUACAUUCAGCGGUCUCGCAAGGUUGCGACUGGAAUUCGACGUCAUUGCUUUGACGGUGAAUACUUUACCGAUAGUCUGUCGGCGGGCUCGGACUCGACCCUGGACCGCAGCCAGCACGGCCAAGUGUGGGCGGUGCUAUGCGGUGCUGCUGACGAUGGAGAAGCGAGCGAGAACCUUUUGCGUCGGUCUUUAGACCCAUCGCUCGCUCCCCUUCCUACCGGAAAACUGGUACAGGCCUCGAUAGCAAUGUCCUUCUACUCCCUGCGCGCGCUCAGCAAGGUCGGAGGCACGGUCUACGACGACCUGUUCCACGCGUUUUGGGAGCCAUGGCACGCACAACUCGCGCUGGGCCUGACUACAUGGGAAGAGGAUAGCGUGUCGCAGCGGUCAGAUUGCCAUGCAUGGGGUGCGGCGCCGCUGUACGAAUUCAUGGCGGAGGUUGUUGGUCUUCGGCCGGUUGAGCCCGGUUGGAGCGCCAUCGAGUUCCAGCCUCGGGUUGCCCUGUACCGUGAGCUGAAGGCAACGGUGCCGUUUCGAACGGGGUGUGAUGGUGAAUAUCAGCUGUGCCUCGCGGACAUAUCUUGGACGAGGAAAGACCCUGGAGACACGGUCGUCUCCCUGCGUAUGCGUGGACUACAGCGGAAGAGUCCAGUUCGUCUGUAUAUAGGAUCCUUGCCGGAAAGAAAGGUCGAAGGCGACAAAGAGAUCACUCUGACUAUCUCCCGUGAGGGCAUUUGGAGUGUCUUUUGA
Molecule: messenger RNA, 2490 nt
Organism: Aspergillus calidoustus
Lineage: Eukaryota; Fungi; Ascomycota; Eurotiomycetes; Eurotiales; Aspergillaceae
Source: the annotation of a GenBank genome assembly